AUGAAUGAGGCCAAAAGAUUAUUUCAAUGUGCUAUUACCGAAUACAAAUUGAACGACAUUCCUAUAGGAAAAUUAAAAAAUAAGGAAGUGAUUGGAAAAGGGGCAUACGGUUACGUGUAUAGAUGCAAUAUUGACGAAGAUUCUAGAAUGGUGGCAAUAAAAGAAAUAUCUGUUGGUGAUGAAGAUAGCGACACAUCUAUCAAAUCCUUUCUUGACGAGUUAAAAGUACACAGCAGGGCCAAAAACCAUCGUAUUAUUGAGUUAUUUGGAAUGAGCUAUGGUCAGAAAGUUCAUAUUAAGCAUUGGGUUAUUUUUUAA
Acaulospora morrowiae is the source of this 318-nucleotide messenger RNA. Lineage: Eukaryota; Fungi; Glomeromycota; Glomeromycetes; Diversisporales; Acaulosporaceae. The record is from the annotation of a GenBank genome assembly.